This is a messenger RNA of Cheilinus undulatus (humphead wrasse), 3889 nucleotides long. Its product is annotated as proline-rich protein 36-like. Gene Ontology annotation, biological process: positive regulation of transcription by RNA polymerase II. The transcript has 6 exons. The coding region runs from base 16 to 3729 and encodes 1237 amino acids. Lineage: Eukaryota; Metazoa; Chordata; Actinopteri; Labriformes; Labridae. The record is from RefSeq and is a predicted model, not a curated record. Gene Ontology annotation, cellular component: nucleus; transcription regulator complex; histone methyltransferase complex.
CAACAGCAGCAACAAAUGCAACAACAAAUUCAACAGCAGCAAAUGCAGCAGCAGCAACAAUUACAACAACAACACCAACAACAGCAGAUACAGCAACAGCAGCAAAUGCAACAGAUGCAGAUGCAAGGUCUCCAAAAUGCUCAAGGUCAGCAGGGAAUGACAGGACCCCAGACUUCAGGCCAAGGUCAGCCUCAAAUGCACCCUCAUCAGCUGCAGCAGCAGCAGCAGCAGCAGCAAACUCCACAGCCACACCUACAACAGCAGCAACAACAGCAGAUGAUGAUGAUGCUGAAGAUGCAACAGGAACAGACAAAGAAUCGCAUGUCCGUCCCUCCAGGAGGGCAGCUCCCCCCUCGGGGAAUAGCAAAUCCACCUGAGGUCCAGAGACUUCCUGUCUCUCAGCAAGGAAACAUGCCUGUAAUGAUUAGCCUUCAAAACCAUGGUGGGGUGCCGCCGUCACCUGACAAAGCCAGAGGGAUGCCCCUGAUGGUGAACCCACAGCUCGCCGGUGUUGCACGAAGAAUGUCCCAUCCUGAUGUAGGGCAGGGUCCUCAAGGAACUGGAUCUGAAGAGACCUCUGCAGGGACCCAUCUGAAGCAAGACAGGCCUAGUGGCCCAGAAAUUGGGGUGCAGUCAGGAAAUGGGGCCCAACAGAUGAUGGCCAAUCAGGGUUCCAACACUCACAUGCUGAAACAAGGUCCUGGCCCAUCACCAAUGCCCCAGCACACAGGAGCCAGUCCCCAGCAACAGUUAACUUCACAGCCUCAGCAAGGAGGUCCUAUGCCUGGCAUUCAUUUUUCCAGUGUCCCAACAACUUCACAGAGCUCUAGGCCCAAAACUCCCAACAGAGCCAGCCCGAGGCCCUACCACCAUCCCUUGACCCCAACAAAUCGUCCACCUAGUACUGAACCCUCAGAAAUCAACCUUUCACCUGAAAGGUUGAAUGCCUCCAUUGCUGGUCUGUUUCCUCCAAAAAUUAACAUUCCUCUUCCUCCAAGGCCUAACCUAAACAGGGGGUUUGACCAGCAAGGCCUUAACCCAACAACUCUCAAAGCCAUUGGGCAGGCCCCUCCUAGUUUAAAUUUACCAGGCAACAACAAUGGUAGUGUAGGUGGAAAUAACACUAAUCAACAGCCUUUUUCUACUGGCACUGGAGGAGGAGGCACAGGCACUAAACAGGACAAGCAACCAGGGGGGCAGGUGAAGAGGGCAAGUCCUAGCAGUAGUCGAAGAUCAAGUCCAGCUUCCAGCCGUAAGUCUGCUACCCCAAGCCCAGGAAGACAGAAAGGAACAAAGAUGGCCAACAACUGCCCUGCCCUCCAGCAGCAGAUAAUGAACAACCAGGGGCAAACAGUGAUGCUUAGCCCUACAUCAGUUCCCCCAAGCCCAGUGUCAAUGCCUUCCCAAGUCAGUGGGGGCAUGGAGGCGCAGCAGCCCCAGAAUCUCUUCCAUGGUUUGCAAGGAAAUCCUCUUGAGGGAGUCAGGGACAGCCAGGGAAUGAUGUCUGCAGAACAGCGACACAUUCUUCAGCCACAACCCCAGCCACAGUCUAUGAGGGAGUUGUCAGCUCCUAGAAUGGCAAGUCCUCGUUUCCCCUUACCCCAACAGUCUAAACCUGACUCGGAACCGCAGGCAGGCACAGUUGAUAGACAGUCUGCACAUGCAGAACCUUCACAGGACUCUGAGGUUUCACCAACUCUUAGGACAGCUCCAACCUCCCUCAACCAGUUACUGGAUAACGCAGGUAUCCCAAACAUGCCUCUUCGGCCCAUGCAGAGUAAUACUGUUAGGGAUGUUUUAGGAAAGGACAGCCCUAAAUCUGCUUUAGACCCAGAGAGACCACACCUCAGUACAUCCCAGAGUACAGAUAUGUCAGCCUCUGUCUCAGUAACUGCAGCUUUUAAUGAAUCAGAAGUUAAACCUAAAUCUGCUGCCUCAAAUCCUACCAGCAAUCCUUAUAUGCAACCUACUUCAAUCCCCAGCUCACACCCAAGCAUUAACAUGACCUCAAAUACUUCCCCCAGCCUUAGCCAAAACUCUAUUCCCACUCUUGGUGUUUGUCCAAGUCCACAUGUAAACCCUACUGCUACCCUAAGUACCAACACUAAUGCCACCAUGAGUGUAAGCUCCAACCCAGCCAUUUCCAGUCAGAGCGGUCCUGCCUCAACACUCAGUACUAGUUCUAACUCCAACUCUGUUUUAAACCCACCAAGUUCAUCUCUAAAACCAAGCCCAAGCCCUAGUCCCAAACCUGUAACAAGUGUUCACUCAGUCAUACAAAUUCCUGCCUCCUCUACCACCAUACCUCCCAAUCAGAUCACUGUAUUUGUCACCUCCAACCCCAUUACCUCAGCCCCUACUCCCCAGGCACCUACAUCUAUGGUCUCUACCAUGGUGGCUGUCCCCAACAAGAAUAUAAGACCUCAGGACAUCAGGCAGCAGACCCCAGUCCCUAGACCUCAAUUUAUUGCCACAACCCCUGUGUUCAUCAACCCAAUUUUCCAGGUACCAGGAUCAUCUGUUGCACCUAAUACAACAGUAGUAUCCCAGUCAGUCACCAUGGUCGGGCCUAUCCAAGUAUCAACUACAAACAUCCAACUUUCCCCUGCCCCGAGCUCCGCCCAGUCAUCAACAGCUAAUAUGACCUACACUCAGCCUAAUAGAAGCUCUGUUGGUCAGAUGCAGAUUGCCACUAGUAUGCCCUCAUCAGUCCCGGUUGGUAAUCCCCAAGCUCCUCAAAAUAACCCAGGGACUCUCAAAACAGAAAAUCUUGUCGAGGUGGGUCCUGCUCAGAAAACGAGUCCACCAAUACGGCAGCCCUCUCCCCAUCCUAGCCCUUCAGCUUCAUCUCCCUUUCAGCCACCCAUGGCUUCUCCUCCACCCUGCUCCAGUCCUGGGGCAGUAAACACGAUGAGAAAGAGCCCUAUGUCUCCACCUCCAACUACCCAAGUUAAAGGAAAACCUGCCCAGGUUACUGCAGCUGUUACAGCUACAGCUGAUGUACAGCAGAGUUCAAUAGAAAGGCCUGCAGGGCUAGUGGGGACAUUGCCACCACAAACCUGUCAUCCUCCUGAGGGUCCCACUGCACAGAUUGAACCACUAGUUCCCCAAACUACCACUGCUGCUGCCCCAAACAACAUUGCACUGCCUACAGUUUCUUCAAUUCCCAUUCAUAGCCAAGUUGCUCUCCCUACUCAAUUUGUUACCCAGGCCCCAUUGCCUGCACCUGCUUUAGUUACAAGCUCAUCCCAGGUUUUAACUUCUAAAGCUCCUAUUGCGACUGUAGUUGGUACAACUACCCCUACUGCUACCUUGCCCUUGCCUCCCUCAGUGACUCCUGAACAAAGUCCUGUGUCAUCCAUUGUUCCAAUUUGUUCUGGGCCUGGAACUGUUCAGGAUGUUUCUCCUUCCACAUCAUCUCCAGCUGCUAACUCUAGUGGAGUUUCAGCAGCUCAGUCUGAACCCCCAACUGUGGAGUCCCCUUUGCAGCCAGCUGCGGCACCUGCUGAAACCUCCCAGACCAUCCAAGCAUCUAAUCAACCAGAAGCUCCACAAUCACAGGAGCCUGUUCCAAGUGAGAAGCCAGGUGAAGAGGUCUCAACAGGAUCGGAGCAAGGGCAGUUCAUUUGGUUGGCCAAGGGGGUACAUGGUGAAAUCAAUGAAACCACGUGGCCUCAGCACUUGGUAUGUAUGAUUAGCAUGCUGCAGUAUAAAUUUACUAAUGCAUGACAGUAUUUGUAACACAGAACAGCCAAUCACAAAGCAAAUUGUGCACACUCACUUGACCUUUUAUAGCUGUAUCUCUUUUCCUGAGGAUUGACAUAAUGUGGUGGGGAAGUUGGGUUUUAUUCAGCACAGUUUAUAGUUUACCGCUGUUUUUCCACUUCUA